This is a messenger RNA of Bactrocera dorsalis (oriental fruit fly), 1072 nucleotides long. RefSeq names its product zinc finger protein 596. Bases 1 to 1014 code for a protein of 337 amino acids. Gene Ontology annotation, cellular component: nucleus. Lineage: Eukaryota; Metazoa; Arthropoda; Insecta; Diptera; Tephritidae. Gene Ontology annotation, molecular function: RNA polymerase II transcription regulatory region sequence-specific DNA binding; DNA-binding transcription factor activity, RNA polymerase II-specific. Gene Ontology annotation, biological process: regulation of transcription by RNA polymerase II. The record is from RefSeq and is a predicted model, not a curated record. The transcript has 2 exons.
AUGUCUACCACAACUGUGCAAAAAUUUUAUUGCGGUGAGGUAUUCAUUACGAACACAUACUGUAUGAUACUUGAGUGCAAAUGCUGUAACGAGGAAUUUGGAGUUUAUUCUACUUUUCUGGAUCAUAUAUUUGAAAAACACUUUGACGAUUGGGCGGCAACUGAAAAGUCCAAAAAUGAACGAAAGAAAUGUACCAAUCCAAACGAAAAGUUAAGCGAGCAAGUUUUGCUUCCAACAGAAGGGAACGAACGUAUUACAAUUGAAUCCAAAACCUCAAAUGAAUUGGCAUACGAAGGUGACGAGGAUUUAAUAACCGAAAUAUUAGAACCAUUGGAAAAUGACAUAACGGAUGUGGAAGAUGAUAUAAUUGGAAAAGAACAGCUUACCAAGGCUUCAAUACUGAGUGUUCGACCAGUACGAGUUUUCCCAGCAAAACAAUUAAAGAAUGACGCGGAACGAAAAUAUAAGUGCAAAAUAUGUGGAUUCGCUGUUGCUGGAAUAUAUAAUUUACGUGGUCAUGAACAGCGCCACAGUAAUAUUAAGCCUUUCACCUGCCUAAAGUGCAACAAAGCAUUUUACACGAGUACAGAAUUAAAAAUUCAUACUAGACGACACAACGGAGAAAAGCCAUAUGUAUGUACUUAUUGUGGCAAAUGUUUUAUAACUACUGGUACUUUAAAUAAGCAUGAAAAACAACACGUAGACGAGCGCCCCCAUAAAUGUGAUCAAUGUGAAAAAAGGUUUAACAAUGCAUACCAGCUAAGGCAACACGCCGUGGUGCAUACCCAGGAGCGUAACUUUUCUUGUGAGAAGUGUCAGGCAAAGUUUACACGGAAGAAAACUCUACAGACGCAUAUGAAGCUGCACGACAAUGCACUGGCAUAUGAAUGCAUCAUAUGUCACAUGCGUUUUAACCAGCGACCUACACUAUUGUGGCAUAUAAAAAACAAGCAUAAUGUAUUGCGAGAGGAUUCGGAAGGAAAAAUCUCUAGUGAAUUCAAUGUUAACAGUUGAAAUAUAUGUAUGUAUAUAUCUUUCCUAUUCUAAUAAUAAUACAUUUUAUUAAAAAUUA